This is a messenger RNA of Fusarium sp. VM40, 924 nucleotides long. Lineage: Eukaryota; Fungi; Ascomycota; Sordariomycetes; Hypocreales; Nectriaceae. The record is from the annotation of a GenBank genome assembly.
AUGGGCAAGAAACGGCGCGGUCACCCCGACAUCGAGGAUGUCCUCCAUCGCCCUUGGUGUUACUAUUGUGAACGUGAUUUUGAAGAUUUGAAGCUUCUCAUUUCUCAUCAGAAGGCCAAGCAUUUCAAAUGCGACCGCUGUGGUCGCCGUCUCAACACUGCAGGAGGUCUCUCCGUGCACAUGAACCAAGUCCACAAAGAAAACCUGACACAGGUCGAGAAUGCGCUCCCGAACCGACAGGGCCUCGAGGUGGAGAUCUUUGGUAUGGAGGGUAUUCCCCAGGACAUGCUCGACCAGCACCGCAACCGCAUUCUUCAGAACUUCCAGCAGGCGCAGAAGGACCGACAGAUCGCGACCGGAAACCCGCUGCCUGGCCAGGGACAGGUGCACAAGAAGAUCAAGACUGAGUCGCCGGAUGAGCUGAAGCAGAGACUUGCCGAUUUCCGACAGCGCAAGAAGGAGAUUGCUGCCAAUGGAGGCGUGGAUCCUGCUGCUGCGGCCAACACCGAGACGCAAGCUCCCUUCAACCCCCCUCCUUUCCAACCGCAGCAAUCCUUCGAACAACAACAGGGCUAUCCCGCACAAGCACCUCUCAGCACAGCACCCUACAGCUUCCCACCCAGCAAUCUCCCCGCACGCCCAUCAUCCGGCAGCCUCCCCGCCGCCACGGGUCUUCCACAACGGCCGACACAAGGCGGUGCCUGGAACGGCGCGCAACCAGCUGCGGGCGACGACAUUGACCACCUGAUCCGCAUGGCGGAGGCGGGCAUCAAGCCGGCGACCAAGGCCGAGGGAGAAGACGUGGGCGACAAGAAGAAGAAGGAGAAGAAGGCGAGGAUGUUCUACGAUGACGCCGAGGUCAGCCCCGAGGAGAGGAUGGCUGCGCUGCCGAGGUAUGCGUUCGUCCCUGAGGUUGGGGCCUAG